Messenger RNA from Aspergillus glaucus CBS 516.65, 3369 nucleotides. RefSeq lists its product as uncharacterized. The record is from RefSeq and is a predicted model, not a curated record. NCBI's taxonomy places the organism in Eukaryota, Fungi, Ascomycota, Eurotiomycetes, Eurotiales, Aspergillaceae. The transcript has 12 exons. Bases 1 to 3369 code for a protein of 1122 amino acids. Gene Ontology annotation, molecular function: protein binding.
AUGGAUUAUUUCGGUAUGGGUCAGAGUUCUAGGAGGGUUUCGUUGCAAGACGCCCCCCUCCUCCAAACAUCCACACAGCAAGACUUCGAAAAAGACAUCACCCUCAGCAGUUCCGCAGACAGCUCCAACAAAGCCCAAGGACGGACCCGUAUUCUUCGCGCGUCAGAGGUGUUAUUAUCGCUAGCGGGGCGGAGGUCGAUGAAUGAUACCCUAGGCGAAGGGCCAGAAAUUGAGAACUUCCAAGAGGCAUUGCGCCUCUUUCCGCCGUUUCGAGAUGAUGAUGGGUUUAUGCUUGGGGCGGUGGAGGCGAAGUGUCCGGAUUGCGAGGCUGUUUUUCCAUCAGCAGAGGAGUUGGAACAGCAUUACCUGACAAGGUAUUGUCCCGGGAGUGCGGUGGCGGUUUAUGUUAUGACGAGGGAUCGAUUGAUCACCAAAGGCUAUCGGAUGGAAAAGCGAUUGGUUGCGUUUGACUGCCGACCACUACGCUUCUUCUGCGGAAAGUGUGAGCGGGCUUUUGCCAUCGAUGAGACGGAGAGAGUGGACCGGCAUAAGAGAACAACAUCCGUGGCAUGCAAAAACUGCGGAGAAAAGUGCAAUAUCUCAUACGAACCUAUCCUCAACGACCCCCGAGACAGCGGUAGUUUCCGAAAAAUUUCAAUGGACCUGACACCCGCCAAAAGCCCCAGCAGAACCCCCAGCAUUACACCCAGAAACAUCACCCCGCGAAGCAUCAGCCGGUCCAAGGCUCCGUUGUCGAUGAGUCCUAGCGGGACCGGGGAGUUGUUCUUUUCGAAGAAGGCGAGGAAGAUUCGUGAUUCGUGGGCUACUAGGAAACUGGAGCAAGAGGAGGAUGAGCUGGUUGCGAUUAGUUUUGCGGGGUUGUAUGAUUUGGAGAGAGUACAUGCACCAAACGGUGUGUUUCAGUCAAUGGAUGACCAUAUUGCUGAUCCAUUGGGUGGUAUGACCAUGAGUGCGCCUGGUGUACCGCUUAUCGACAAGAAGCAUUUGACUCUUUGCGAAGAGGAGGACCUUCAUAGAGACAUCUCUGUCGACUCACGGGGCGAUCUCUUGGAGGAUGAAUCGCGAGAAUCUUCACUCAACAAGGAACCCAAGAGACACUCGCUCUUCCAGAGACUCUUUGGCCGAAAGACAAAAGGCCUAUCACGCGCAAAAUCUGCCUCAAAUCGCGGCAAAAAACUAAUGAAACGAGUAAACACAGUCCGCUUCUCCUUCAUCUCCCGCGACUCCAAACCCUCUAGCGGCAAAAGCACCCCCCGCUCAACAAUGUUCGAAACCGAACAAGCGCGCCAAGCCCUCCAAUCAAAAGAAAACCUCAACACCCUCGCAAUCCCAGAAGCAGAGUACGUCGACCUACUGCGCGACAGCCAGAACGCCUUCGUGCACAUGCAGUAUCUUUCCGGUGCGGGAGCGGUGAUUGUCCAUGAUGCUUCGGGUCGGCAAAGGAUUCUGCAGAUGGAUGAGGUUGCGCAGCUUUUUCUACAGUUGAAGGAUGAGUUGGCUGCGGCGACGACGUGGUCGAAGACGCUUUCCUGUCGGGUGCGGGGGGAGUCGGCGUUCAAGCAGGGGAAUUUGCGGGCUGCGGUUGUGGAGUAUCAUGAUGCUCUUAGGAUGUUGCAGGAGACGCCGGGGUUGGACAUCGACAAGCUCGUACGAGCGGCACUGCUGCAUGCGCUAGGACAGGCAUACCGGGGACUCAACAUGCCCGCGGAGUCAGAAGCGUGCUACCUCGAGUCAUUAGGGCUGUACAAGCGUGCUCUUGGUCGUGACCACCCAAAAAACUUCGAAGUCCUACACGACCUAGGCACACUCUGCGAGAAAGACGGCUACGCAACCGAAGCCGCAGCACUAUAUGAGCGCUCCUUCGCAGGCCGUCUCAAAGCCCUCGGCCACAACGCCCCCGAAACCCUAAACAGCAUGCAAGACCUUGCCUCCCUCAAAAUCUUCCUAGGCGACUUAGAGUCUGCCCUCCUCUUACUCGAAAAAGCAGUUCCCGCCCUAGACACAGUCUUCGGAAUCCAAAACGGAACCACUCUAAACGCCAUGAACAAGCUCUCCCACUUGUACCAGAAACUGGGUCUCGACAAGGAAUCUCGCACGAUAUCCGCCCGCACGAUUCCCCACUGCAAGACUUUCUUCGGACUGAAUAACCCAGAAACUCGUGAUGCUGUUAUGCGAUACCUGCAGAGCUCGGAUAACUUUGACUUCCCGGCUGAUAUCAAAGAUAUCCUCGAGCAGUACCGUCGCUUGCGCGACCCUGAAUCUCUCAAGGUCAUCCACCGUCUGGGUCGAUCGUACAUGGACGCCGGCCUGAACCGCGACGCAUCGGACCUUUUCGAGAAACUCGUCGACGACUUUCUAGCCGUCAAGGGACCAGAAGCCCCGGAAACGUUCGAUGCACUCAGUGCACUAUGCGUGUCGCGUGAACAUCUCGAUUCCAUCGAGAAGGCUACCCACGCGUACAAGCAGCUAGUGAAUAUGGCGCGAAAAACGCCCGAAGACCAUCCCACGCGCAAGAGAAUCGGCUACGCCGAGAAGAGAAUUACAGAACUCAACCGUCGACGGGAAGUCCUCGCUGCCGAACGGAGAGAAUGGGGCUUGAAUCAGCCCGGCCCAUGCAGGAACUGCAACACACCAACGCCUGUUCUAUGCAACUCAUGCAAAAUAACCCGCUUCUGCAGCGACCUCUGCCACACCGCCGCCAUCGAAGCCCACAUCCCCUCAUGCAUCCCCUCCGUUUCCCUCCGCGAAUCCAAAUCCCUCGCCGUGAAACCCCGCUGUCCACCCGCAGCCCAGGAUCAAGCACUGCUUAAAAUCCGCUGCUCGGACCCAGCCGAUAUCAACGUGCUGAAUAGUUACACGUUUUAUCUUGAUCCAAGGAACUUUACGACCUUUCGGAUGAAGUUUAGGCCCGAGGUUAAUACGAUUAUUCUAUUUAGUAUGGAUUCGGAUGUUAAGUUUGCUAUGGUUGAUGGUGUUCCUGCGCCUGCUGCGCCUACAUCUACACCCGCACCAACAGAACAAGACCAAGAAGAACACGAACACAACCACCUAAACUGGCUAACCCCCACAACCCAAGACUGCAUCUCCUUCAACCCCCGCACCGACCUCCCCACCACCACAACCACAAAUGCCCAAUCCCGCUACCUCCUCGUCACCCCGGGUAAGGAAAUGCUCAAGUCCAUCAUCGACAAACGCGUACACGUGCGCUCCGGCGGCGGCGGCACCGGGGACCGCUUCCGGUCGCUGGAUGUGCCUAGUAUGGAGCUUAUUGAGUAUGCGCAGGGACUUUUGUUGACGGGGUAUCUUGGGGAGGCGUUUAUGUAUGUUAUUGAGUGGGAGUGGAAGUAG